UGUCACAGCACGACCACCCCUCUUAAAUUCUCUCACCUACCAGACGAUUCCCCAACUUCGUCAUCCCUAUCGGCCUUAAAUAUAUACACCCUUCUCCUGGUUCUUGAUUUGCUAUAAACCCACAAACACUAGCUGCUACUAACAGCACAAGUAAAAAGAGUCUUAUAUCUUUCUUUCGCCUUGUUUCUUUACUGAUCGAGAAAACAAUUUAACUGUUCCAAAAUGGCUCCAUCAUUUACCACAAAGCUGUUAAAGCUCUUGUUGAUGCUUAUCCUAUGCGUGUGCCCCUCAUUUGCUAUUAGCUCUCCCACAGAUUUCUUACCGUUGGAGUGCUUAAAGGUGCCCUCAUCCGAAUUCGUCAACUCUGUGAAGGACACCAUCGACACUGUAAAACAGGUGGCCUCCAUUAUCUCUCCGUUUGUUAAUGUUUUUGGCGAUCUUCGGCUUUCCAGCGCCAUUUCCGACUGCCUUGAUUUGCUUGACCUAUCGUCUGACGAGUUAACUUGGUCUCUCUCUGCUACCCAGAAUCCAAAAGGUAAAGAUAACAGUACUGGAGACGAGGGUUCUGAUUUGAGGACAUGGUUAAGCGCUGCAUUCGUUAAUCAGGACACAUGCAUUGACGGAUUUGACGGUACCAAUAGCAUUGUCAAAGACUUGGUGACCGGUGGCCUUAACCAAGUGACUUCUUUGGUCCAACAACUUCUAAGCAUGGUGCACCCUGUUUCCAAAAACCCUGGGCGCAGGCUCAUAAGUAAGGACCAAUUUCCUUCAUGGGUGAUGUCCGAGGACCGGAAACUGCUUCAAGCAGACGGGGUUGUGGUUGAUGCGAUCGUAGCUGCAGAUGGGAGUGGGAAUUUCACAAAGGUGAUGGACGCGGUCUUAGCAGCUCCUGAUUAUAGCAUGAGCCGUUAUGUCGUAUACAUUAAGAGGGGUGUCUAUAAGGAGAAUGUGGAGAUUAAGAAGAAGAAAUGGAACCUUAUGUUCAUUGGAGAUGGAAUGGACGCUACUAUCAUAUCCGGUGAUCGGAAUUGUAUUGACGGUUGGACCACAUUUCGCUCAGCAACCUUUGCUGUUAGUGGCAGAGGGUUCAUAGCGCGAGACAUCACAUUUGAGAACACUGCAGGGCCACAGAAGCAUCAGGCGGUGGCACUAAGAUCCGACUCUGACCUAUCGGUCUUCUUCCGCUGUGGCAUUAAGGGAUACCAAGACUCGCUAUAUACACACACCAUGCGCCAAUUUUACCGAGAAUGCCGCAUCAGUGGCACCAUUGACUUCAUAUUCGGUGAUGGCACAGUUGUGUUCCAAAACUGUCAAAUUCUAGCCAAAAUGGGUCUACCGAAUCAAAAGAACACUAUAACCGCUCAGGGUCGCAAAGACCCAAACCAACCCACGGGCUUCUCUUUCCAAUUCUGUAACAUCUCUGCCGAUUCAGAUUUGGUAGCCUCCGUCAACUCCUCAGCCACGUACCUUGGUAGACCCUGGAAACAAUAUUCACGAACCAUUAUCAUGCAGUCGUACAUGAGCAAUGCCGUAAGGCCUGAAGGGUGGCUCGAGUGGAACGGCACUUUGCAUUUGGAUACAUUGUUCUACGGCGAAUACAUGAAUUAUGGGCCCGCAGGCUCGGUAGGUCGCCGCGUUAACUGGCCAGGCUAUCAUAUAUUCAACGCAUCCAGUCAGGCUAAUAACUUUACGGUGGCCCAAUUCAUUGAAGGGAACUUGUGGUUGCCGUCUACGGGUGUCAGAUUCACGGCUGGAUUGGAAGUUUAAGCUAGCGGUUAACUUAAUUCUAUAUAUAUACCUGUUUAUCUUCUUCUUAUAUUAAACUUAAAUAUAAAGUUUCAAGCGGUGAGAUCGAAUUGAAGGUUUUGCGUUCA
Alnus glutinosa is the source of this 1874-nucleotide messenger RNA. Its product is annotated as pectinesterase/pectinesterase inhibitor PPE8B-like. Gene Ontology annotation, molecular function: pectinesterase activity; pectinesterase inhibitor activity. Gene Ontology annotation, biological process: cell wall modification. The record is from RefSeq and is a predicted model, not a curated record. The transcript is spliced from 3 exons. NCBI's taxonomy places the organism in Eukaryota, Viridiplantae, Streptophyta, Magnoliopsida, Fagales, Betulaceae. The coding region runs from base 223 to 1767 and encodes 514 amino acids.